ACGUUGCGACAUCUGCCGUAAAGGAGGUGCGUUGCUAGCCUGGUUGCUAUGCUGGUGGUAAAAGUGUUGCUCAUGUGUUCGAACCCUGCUCAAAUCUCUCAGUAAAGUUAUUCAUUGGAUUAUGUUUUUUGUUUUGAACUUUAUUACACCUUGGAACACUUUUUCCCGUCCGUUGUUUUCCUGCUUUCUUUAUCUGCGCCUAAUGACUAAGCUACGUGACGUCCUUUCUUGUGAUGUCUCACAUCUGGUCGGGACGGAUUUGAAGAGAGAAACAACUCUUUUUCUUUACUAUAGUGGUCUCGAUAACUGGUACUAUAGUGGUCUCGAUAACUGGUACCGGUUAUCAAAAAGGGGUUCGAGUCCGAGGACUCUGCUCUUUUCUUAUCGAACAACCGGGAAAACCGGUUUCGAAUAUCAUCCCUGUCUCUGACUACUGUGAAUGAUAAUGGCGUGGGUGUGUGAGCGUGCAUCUGGCCAAUGCCUUGUGACAGGUGUCACCAGGUGUCACCAGGUGUCACAUCAAGUCCACUCUGCCAGGUGCGAGGUGAACCCUCCUGGUUUUUCAGCCAUGGCCUUCCCCAAGUGCAGGAUUUGGAAUUUGCUGCUUCUCCUCCUGCUCGCCGUCGUGGUUUUUGUCGUGCAUCAGUCAGAAUUGUCCUUUGACAUCAGUCCACCUGUCUGGACCACUUUCUCAAGGAAAUUGGAUCUGGUCAUGACGGGCCGUUCGUCCGGGACGAAUCCCACCGGCUGGGCUCAGGAGGUUAACUCCAUGGUGUUCAGUAAAGCCAGGUACAACUCAACAGUGACGUUAAUGCGCCCCACAAAGGUGGAAAGUGAGCAAGGAACCAAUCCUGAGACCCCCAUGCCCAUCCUGCGGCCAAAAAACUUCUCAAAGACUCCAGUGUGGGAUUUUGACGACGUUUACAACCAGGAUGCUGCACCCAGACAGUCGACGUGCCAAGAAUCCGUCAGGGAUUCCCAGGAUGAGAGCUUCAGGAAAGGAUUUCUUCCCAACAUCCGCUUGUUUCUGUACAAAGACAACAUCAACAUGAGCGAGUGGAACAGACUCUCCCACUUUAACCAUCCCUAUGGCUUCAUGGGCUUUGCUUACGACGAAGUGAUGCCCUCAGUGAAGUUGAUCCCCAGGCCACAGGAACCACUCUUCGAACCAAAGCCCGGCGGCAAUGGCUGCAUUCGUUGUGCUGUGGUGGGAAACGCCGGCAUCCUCAACGGCUCCAAAAUGGGGAAAGAAAUCGAUGCACACGACUUCAUCUUUCGGAUGAACGGGGCCGUGAUCGAGGGUUACGAGACCGACGUGGGGAAGAAAACGAGCGUCUACGUCCACACGGCUCACACCAUCACCACGUCCAUGUCCAACGACAACAAGAACAUCCCCCACAAUCAGGGUAUCAAAUACGUGAUGAUACCAGCCAACUUGAGGGACUUUCAGUUCCUGGGAGGACUCCUCAAAGGAGAAAUUGUGCCAGUCGGCGAGUUCAAAAACACAAGGCCCAGGAUGUACUACAGGGGGCAGUACAACGAGAGCCGCUUUUACGUCCUGCACCAGGACUUCCUCCGAUACUUGCGGAACAGGUUCUUGUAUUCUCCCAGCUUGGCAAAGAAGCAUUGGGCAAGCUUCAGACCGACCACCGGUGCUAUAACCAUCUUCCUGGCUCUCCACACCUGUGACCAGGUGGACGCUUACGGUUUCAUGACAGAAGACCACGCCAAAUACUCCAACUACUAUUACGAGAGGGAGCAGAAAGACGUCCCUGUGGUCUCCUCUCACGACAUUUGGAUGGAAAUGAAACUCUGGAAGCAACUUCACGACGGCAAAGUCAUACGUUUAUAUCAAAGACUUGAACAAAAACCUCUUAUUUAACACGGCGCCAACAUACUUAAAGUACCAGUAAGGUGCGAAAACAAGUUGCCUCUAUAAUGAGGCUAUGAUCAUAUACAAACCCUGUUUCCAUAUGAGUUGGGAAAUGGUGUUAGAUGUAAAUAUAAACAGAAUACAAUGAUUUGCAAAUCCUUUUCAAGCCAUAUUCAGUUGAAUAUGCUACAAAGACAACAUAUUUCAUGUUCAAACUCAUAAACUUUAUUUUUUUGCAAAUAAUCAUUAACUUUAGAAUUUAAUGCCAGCAACACGUGACAAAGAAGUUGGGAAAGGUGGCAAUAAAGACUGAUAAAGUUGA
Molecule: messenger RNA, 2195 nt
Organism: Nerophis ophidion (straightnose pipefish)
Lineage: Eukaryota; Metazoa; Chordata; Actinopteri; Syngnathiformes; Syngnathidae
Product: alpha-N-acetylgalactosaminide alpha-2,6-sialyltransferase 1-like
Exons: 10
Coding region: 440-1882 (480 amino acids)
Molecular function (GO): sialyltransferase activity
Source: RefSeq, a predicted model, not a curated record